Diuraphis noxia (Russian wheat aphid) is the source of this 3119-nucleotide messenger RNA. RefSeq names its product forkhead box K. Gene Ontology annotation, molecular function: RNA polymerase II cis-regulatory region sequence-specific DNA binding; DNA-binding transcription factor activity, RNA polymerase II-specific; protein binding. Gene Ontology annotation, biological process: regulation of transcription by RNA polymerase II. The record is from RefSeq and is a predicted model, not a curated record. Lineage: Eukaryota; Metazoa; Arthropoda; Insecta; Hemiptera; Aphididae.
GCCGUCGCGGAGUUUUCGUCGUCGGCUCGACGCGUGUCCGACGAUCGACGACGACGACACCGCUGCUGCCGUCGCCCACAUCGUCACCGUCACCGCCACUCGACGUCAACAGCAGCACCGGCCGCCGUCGCAGCAGUUCGAUCGUCACGUGGUAGCGUGGUACACACCCUCCACCCGAGGCCGCCGGUCAUCUGCUGGUAAACACUAAACAAACGGGCACACCGCCGCCGCCGCCUUCCCCCGCGCCCAAGCACACGCACACUAUCACGCCAGCGCGCGCGCGCGCACAGACACACGCAACACGGAGACACGCACACACACAUACACGCAUACGUUCGUUCGCACUCGUACUUUGGUUUUUCGUCGUUCGCAUCGCUGUCCGUCAUCGCCGCCGUUUCGGGGGAAAAAAAAAUAACAGCAGCAGCAACUUACUCUCGCCGUAUCAUUCUCUCUCACUCCCUCUUCCUCAUCUACCGCCGUCUUCYACUCGCUCACCGUUUAUCUUCCGACGUCCGUCCAUCAUUCUGUCUCCGUCUGUCGCGGUCGGAACGUCUGUACACGGCUGUCGACUGUGCGUGUGCGCGUAACGCGUCUUCGAUUCCGCCGCGCCGAGUACGUCUCGUGCACGCACACCGGUGCAGGUUAUUCGCCUACACUCGCCUGGACCUGACGACCACAAACCGUCGCAGCAUCGAUACGAAUCACCGCCGCCACCGUACCGCGAUAUCAUCGUCGUCGCGUGUGUUAUCGUCUAUAUCGAUCUUCACGAUAUUGCCGCCGCCCGCCGAAGUGUAAUAAACACACGCGUGCCCGCCCGCUGUCCGUUCAUCCGUCGCAUCAGCAUCAGUAGACACGGUGCUACGUGUGCACCAUGUCCGACACGGAUUGGACGCUGCACGCGCUCAAGUCAAUGCCCGGUAGCCCGACCAACGUGCAAUGGGCCCCGGACCAGGACGUGACAGGAGUCAUCGCCAAACUCGAGGGCCGCGAGCUCGAGUACCUAAUCAGACAGAAGCGCAUCGUCAUAGGCCGGAAUAGUUCCAAGGGCCAAGUGGACGUCAACAUGGGCCACUCGAGCUUCAUAUCGCGGCGUCACUUGGACGUGCUGUACGAACACCCAAACUUCUAUCUGACGUGCCACGGCAAGAACGGCGUGUUCGUGGACGGCGUGUUCCAGCGGAAGGGCGCCCCGGCGCUACAGCUGCCCAGGAGGUGUUUAAUGCGAUUUCCUAGCACAACAAUUCGGCUAGUGUUUUAUUCUUUGAUAGAUGAAAUGGCACCACCCCCUGUACUACAACAGAAUACAUUUAUUCAAACUCAAAUUAGACCAAUUGCAACACCUUCAAGAAGUUAUGCAAGUCCAUUGAGUAUAAAUAUUCCUCCUCAAGUCAUCAAACAAGAACCUUCAUCUUAUUUAUCAAAGGAAAAUAGAUUUAUGAGCCCUUUCCCAUCUCCUACUGGCACUUUAAGUGCUGCUAAUUCAUGUCCAACUAGUCCUAGAGGAGGACACAAUCGACAUACACUUGGACCAGAUUUGCAAAUGGCAGCAUAUGCAGCUGCAGUAGCUCAUCCUGGUCAAAUAGGUGUAAUUUCUACUCCUACAUCAUCUGCUAUUUAUGUAGAAGAAAAUAAACACAUAAAUAAUAUGUCUAGUCAGAAUAGCCGAGACGAAGAAACUAGCCCAUUAGAUGCAACUGUUUUUGAUGUUAGCAUUGGUAGCGAACCAUAUGUUGGUGAUUUUUAUAGAAAUGGUACAUCAACAUCCACGGGACAAAAUUACAGUCCUCCUGAAACUGUGAUCCAGGAUAGAUCAACACCUGUUAAUAACAACAAUGGCAAUUCUAAUGCAAAAUCUAAAGAUGAAUCCAAGCCACCUUAUUCAUAUGCUCAACUCAUUGUACAAGCUGUUGCUUCAGCUUCUGAUCGUCAGCUUACUUUAAGUGGAAUUUAUUCCUAUAUUACCAAAAAUUACCCAUAUUAUCGAUUCGUAGAUAAAGGCUGGCAAAACUCUAUAAGACAUAACUUGUCUUUGAAUCGUUAUUUUAUAAAGGUUCCUCGUUCACAAGAAGAACCUGGAAAAGGAGCUUUUUGGAGAAUUGAUCCUUCAUCUGAACAAAAAUUAAUUGAGCAAGCUUUUCGUCGUAGACGUAUAAGAGGAGUGCCUAGUUUUAGGCUCCAUAAUUCGUUUGGAAUGUCCUCAAGAAGUGCUCCUCCAUCACCAAGUCACAUAACUGGCGGUGAAUUAUCAAUUGCAGAUUCAUUAUCUAGAGAAACUUCACCAUCACCUCCAGUUUCUUCUUCAGACCAACAACAAGAUGAAGUUUGUUUGGCAAAUUCUAUCUCAAACCAAAUUAAAUCACCAAAUAAAAUUUCUCAUACUAAUGGUGUUGGUGUGCUUCACUAUGUCUCAUCAACAGCUAACAAUGAAGCUUUAGAAAUGCAAAGUCCUCAGCAAUUGACUUUCUUAAAGUCACGACUAGUCUUGCCGGUGACAACCUAUAGUAAAUCUACAACUAGACAUAUUACAAUAGUUAACAAUGGACUUCCAACAUCUCAGUCAGGAAGCACAACUAAAACCAACUUAAAUUUUAUUGCCUUUCCUCCGCCAAUCAAGGAGUCUUUGUUGCCACAAGCUCCUGUUAUUGUGCAAGCUUUAGAUCAGACAUUUGAUGCUUCUAAACUGAAUCAUGCAUUAAAUAUUGAUAAAGCAGCUAACCAUCAUAAACAAGUAGAAAAUAAUGAACUACAUGAGGAUAUAUCUCAAAAUAACCCUACUCAAGGCAUAGAAAUAGAAUCUGGAGAAUUUGGAGUUCAAGAUAUUCAUGAAGAAAUUAUUGACGACACUCAAAAGACAACAGGAGAAAAUAUAGAACAGUCAUCUAAGAACUUCAAAUCUGAAGAAUCUUCUGAAAAUGGAAAUCAACAAGUUGUUGGUGAAGAAAUUGAAGAGGAAGAAGAGGUAGUUGAAGAUAACAAUUUUGAAGAAYCCAAAGAACCGGAUACUAAUUAUUCUGACAAUUUUCAAGAACCACAACCUAAGCGUGCCAAAUUAAAUUAUUAUCAACAAGAAAUAAAUGGCGUCCCUUAAAAGUAAAUUAUAUAUUAUUAAAAGUUUAAAC